CUUGACAGGUCAAUCCUACUUCGUCCAUGAAACGUCUCUCCUUGCUCCACCACCGCGAUCGCUUCGAUGCGCUCUCGCCUGUGUGAGCUUACCCGCUUGAACCGCCGCACUCCCCGCACAAGGUCCGAUGACGGACACGGAGAACGAAGCAGGCCGGCCACCUAUGCAUCGUACAUACGUCGGCAGCCACGCGCCCCCCGCUGCUUCCCCAGACCGCUCUACGUUGCCUUCCCCGUCGCCCCGCCAUUUAGCCUCGGCCAGUCCUUCCUCCCUAUAAAGUAGCUGAUCCGUCGGCUGUCCCUUCGUCGCUCAACGCGAUUGAUCUGCACACCAUGUCAGACUUCGACAAACAUCAAAUCACCCACCUCGAAAACCUCGACCACGAGAAAGGCACCUACGCCACCUCCCCCGACCGCGACUCCUCCUCCCUCAAAGACCAUGGCCACUUCGAACUCCCCAUCGACCCUGCCCUCGCCGACCCGGCCGCAGACCGCGCCCUCCUCCGCAAAAUCGAUUUCCGCCUCAUCCCCUACCUCUCCUUCCUCUACCUCCUCUCCUUCCUCGACCGCGCAAACAUCGGAAACGCGAAAAUCGAAGGUCUGGAUAAAGACCUCAACAUGACGGACCAACAAUACCUCUGGACACUCACCGCGUUCUUUUUCCCAUACGCACUGUUCGAGGUCCCGUCCAAUAUCCUCUUGAAGCGGUUGAGACCGAGUAUCUGGAUCCCCGGAAUUAUGCUGUGUUGGGGAACGUGCAUGACACUCAUGGGCCUCGUCGAAAACUUCUCCGGACUCCUCGCUGCUCGAUUCUUCCUCGGUGUAGCCGAAGCUGGUCUCUUCCCCGGCGUAACAUUCUACCUCUCCUGCUGGUACAAACGCCGUGAGUACGGCCUCCGCGCCGCAAUCUUCUUCUCCGCCGCUACCGUCUCCGGCGCAUUCGGCGGCCUUCUCGCAGCCGCCAUCGCAAAAAUGGACGGAAUCGGGAAUAAACCAGGAUGGGCAUGGAUCUUCAUCCUCGAAGGUCUCUUGACCGUGGUCGCGGGUGUCGCUUCAUUCUGGAUCGUACCCGAUUUCCCAGACACCGCAAAAUUCCUCUCUCCAACCGAACGCACAAUGACAAUCGCCCGUCUCCAAGCCGACGCGCAAUACUCCGCCGGCGUCCACGAACCAUUCCGAAUGUCCCGCCUCUGGGACGCACUACGCGAUUGGAAAACAUGGAUGGCGAUGGUGAUUUACAUGGGUAUCGACGGACCCUUGUACGCAUUCUCACUCUUCCUCCCCUCCAUCAUCAAAGAACUCGGAUACACAAAUACCCGCGCACAACUCCUCUCCGUACCCCCAUACGUCGUCGCAUGCGUCGUUACCGUCGGUGUCGGGUUCGCAGCGGACCGUACCCAACGUCGCGGAAUCUACAACAUCGUCUGUGUAUCCUUAGCCAUUAUCGGCUACAUCAUGAACAUCGUCCCUUCCUCGACAGCCAACGUCCGCUACGCAGGCGUCUUCCUCGCCGCCGCCGGUGUAUAUCCCUGCAUCUCCAACACCGUCUCCUGGAUCUCCAACAACACCGAAGGCUCCUACAAACGCGGCAUCGUCAUGGCCCUCGCCAUAUCCUGGGGUAACCUCAACGGGGUCGUUUCCUCAAAUAUCUAUCGCGCGCGGGAUGCGCCACAUUAUGAGCUUGGACAUGGGGUUGUGUUGGGCAUUACCUGCUUGCUGGUUUUGGGCUUCCGGUGUCCCUUGAUCUUCGGUGCGUCUUGCGAGUAA
Molecule: messenger RNA, 1766 nt
Organism: Saitoella complicata NRRL Y-17804
Lineage: Eukaryota; Fungi; Ascomycota; Saitoellomycetes; Saitoellales; Saitoellaceae
Product: putative MFS transporter
Exons: 3
Coding region: 333-1766 (477 amino acids)
Biological process (GO): transmembrane transport
Cellular component (GO): membrane
Molecular function (GO): transmembrane transporter activity
Source: RefSeq, a predicted model, not a curated record